AAAGAUGGAGAACAUGACAUCAUUUAAAGAAUUCCAUAUCUUGGCACUUCCAAAUAAAUCGGAUAAGAAUGCAUUUUCUGUUUUCUUUUUCUCAAUAUACUCCAUUGGUUUAGUACUAAACCUAAUAUUAAUUAUUGUGAUCUAUACAGAUGUCCACCUUCAUACACCAAUGUACCUAUUUCUCUGUCAGUUGUCCUUUGUUGACAUUUGUUAUACAACCACUACAAUUCCGAAACUCUUGCACAUAUUACUUUCUGGAAAAAACACAGUGUCCUUUACACAAUGCUUUUCCCAGAUGUUCUUUUACUUUUGGGGUGCCUGCGUUGAAGUUAAUCUUCUCCUAGCCAUGGCCUAUGACCGUUACAUUGCUAUAUGUAAGCCUUUACAUUACUCUGAGAUUUUGAAUAAAAGACAAUGCCUCCUACUCAUAGUGGCCAUAUGGGCAAUUGCCUUUUUUAACACACUAUUCGUAACUAUUUCGGCAUCGUAUACGCCCUUGUGUUACGCUACCCUUAUCAAACAAUUCUAUUGUGACUUUAAGGCCAUCGUCAAAUUAGCUUGCCCUGGCAGCUUGUUCCUGUUUGUUAUAUUUAUGGAAAUGGUCCUCUUUGGAUUUUGCCCGUUUGCCUGCAGUUUAGCAUCUUACGUCAAGGUUUUCAGUGUCAUCUUGGCCAUGAAAUCUAAGGAGGGAAGAGGAAAGGCUUUCUCCACUUGCACAUCUCAUGUCAUGGUCCUCAGUAUUUUCUAUGGUACAUCUAUCCUUGUGUACAUGAUUCCUUCAUCGGCCAACUUAGAAGUUUUGGAAAGGUUAUGUACUAUUUUCUAUACAGCUGUGACUCCUAUGUUAAACCCUCUGCUGUACAGUUUACGGAACAAAGACGUAAAGAGAGCUGUGAUGGGAUUAAUAAAUAAAUGUAUGUGGUAGUUUCUUCAACCCCCCGAAAAAAGCUUACACUCGCUCACUUGU
This is a messenger RNA of Rana temporaria (common frog), 967 nucleotides long. Its product is annotated as olfactory receptor 1-like. The record is from RefSeq and is a predicted model, not a curated record. The coding region runs from base 5 to 925 and encodes 306 amino acids. Gene Ontology annotation, biological process: G protein-coupled receptor signaling pathway. Gene Ontology annotation, molecular function: G protein-coupled receptor activity; olfactory receptor activity. Lineage: Eukaryota; Metazoa; Chordata; Amphibia; Anura; Ranidae. The transcript has a single exon. Gene Ontology annotation, cellular component: membrane.